Molecule: messenger RNA, 4590 nt
Organism: Vidua macroura (Pin-tailed whydah)
Lineage: Eukaryota; Metazoa; Chordata; Aves; Passeriformes; Viduidae
Gene: XPOT
Product: exportin for tRNA
Exons: 25
Coding region: 161-3049 (962 amino acids)
Biological process (GO): tRNA re-export from nucleus; intracellular protein transport
Cellular component (GO): cytoplasm; nuclear pore; nuclear matrix
Molecular function (GO): tRNA binding; small GTPase binding
Source: RefSeq, a predicted model, not a curated record
UCCGUCUGCCGGGCGUCCUUCUGGCGUUAGCGUGAAGAACGUGGCAGGGAGGCUCCAAGCGGGGGCACCGAAAUCCCCUCGGGGCGAUGAUGGUAUUUUGCCCUCUAGAAGAAGUGGGCAAAGCAGUUAGGAACAGGAAACAACGAAUAUAGCAACAGACAUGGAUGAACAAGCCCUUUUAGGGCUCAACCCAAAUGCUGAUGCAGACUUCAGACAACGAGCACUGGCCUAUUUUGAGCAGCUCAAGAUAUCUCAGGAUGCUUGGCAAGUCUGUGCAGAAGCAUUAGCUCAGAGUAUAUACAGUGAUGAUCACAUCAAGUUCUUCUGCUUUCAAGUUCUCGAACAUCAGGUUAAGUUCAAGUACUCUGAACUUACUGAAGUCCAGCAGCAGCUAAUUAGGGAAACACUCAUAACAUGGCUGCAAGCACAGAUGCUGAAUCCCCAGCCUGAGAAGACUUUUAUUCGCAACAAAGCAGCACAAGUCUUUGCAUUGCUUUUUGUUACUGAAUAUCUCACAAAAUGGCCCAAGUUUUUUUUUGACAUUCUGUCAGUAGUUGACCUUAAUCCACGAGGUGUGGAUAUGUACCUCAGAAUCCUGAUGGCUGUUGAUGCUGAGCUGGUGGACCGGGAUGUUGUUCAUACAUCAGAGGAGGCUCGUAGGAACACCUUAUUAAAAGAUACUAUGAGGGAACAGUGCAUUCCAAGUUUGGUGGAGUCGUGGUACCAAAUCUUACAAAAUUAUCAAUAUAAUAACUCAGAGUUGACAUGCCAGUGCCUUGAAGUAGUUGGAGCUUAUGUAUCCUGGAUAGAUUUGAGCCUGAUAGCCAAUGAAAGGUUUAUAAAUAUGCUGCUAGGUCACAUGUCUGUGGAAGUUCUUCGGGAAGAAGCCUGUGAUUGUUUGUUUGAAAUUGUAAAUAAGGGAAUGGACCCAAUUGAUAAAACAAAACUGGUUGAGUCUUUAUGUCAAGUAUUGCAGUCUGCUGGCCUCUUCAGUAUUGAUCAGGAAGAUGAUGUGGAUUUUCUGGCCAGGUUUUCUAAGCUGGUCAAUGGGAUGGGGCAAGCAUUAAUAGCUAGUUGGACUAAACUGAUAAAAAAUGGUGAUAUGAAGAGUGCUCAAGACACUCUACAAGCUAUUGAAGCAAAAGUGGCCCUGAUGUUGCAACUUCUAAUUCAUGAAGAUGAUGACAUCUCUUCUAACAUCAUUGGCUUUUGUUACGACUACCUUCACAUCCUGAAACAACUUUCUGCACUUUCAGACCAACAAAAAGCUAAUGUAGAGGCAAUCAUGUUGGCUGUUAUGAAGAAGUUGACAUAUGAUGAAGAAUAUAAUUUUGAAAAUGAGGGUGAAGAUGAAGCAAUGUUUGUGGAGUACAGAAAACAGUUGAAACUGUUGCUGGACAGACUUGCUCAGGUUUCACCAGAAUUACUGUUGGCAUCUGUCCGCAGAGUUUUUAACACUACACUUCAAAACUGGCAGACUACACGAUUUAUGGAAGUAGAAGUGGCAAUAAGGCUGCUAUAUAUGUUGGCUGAGGCUCUUCCUGUAUCUCAUGGUGCUCAUUUCUCUGGUGAUGUUACUAAAGCUACAGCUUUACAAGACAUGAUGAGAACGCUGGUGACUUCUGGUGUUAGUGCCUAUCAACACACAUCAGUGACCCUGGAAUUUUUUGAAACAGUGGUUAGAUAUGAAAAAUUCUUUGCUGUUGAACCUCAGCACAUUCCAACUGUACUAAUGGCAUUUUUAGAUCACCGUGGUCUUCGUCAUACAAGUCCCAAAGUACGGAGUCGAACAGCUUACCUCUUUUCCAGAUUUGUCAAGUCUCUUAAUAAGCAAAUGAAUCCCUUUAUUGAAGAUGUUCUAAACAGAAUACAAGACCUGAUGGAACUUUCUCCUCCUGAAAAUGGCUACCAAGCACUGUUAAGCAGUGAUGAUCAACUUUUCAUUUAUGAAACAGCUGGAGUGUUAAUAGUUAACAGCGAAUACUCUGCAGAAAGAAAACAGGUUCUGAUGAGGAAUUUAUUGACUCCACUGAUGGAGAAGUUCAAAGUAUUGUUAGAAAAACUGAUGAUGGCACAAGACGAGGACAGACAGAUGGCACUGGCUGACUGCCUCAAUCAUGCUGUUGGGUUUGCUAGCCGAACCAGCAAGGCUUUCAGCAAUAAGCAAACUGUAAAACAAUGUGGCUGCUCAGAGGUUUAUCUGGACUGCUUACAAACAUUUCUGCCAGCUCUCAGUUGUCCAUUACAAAAGGAAGUUCUGAGAAGUGGUGUCCGCACUUUCCUUCACCGCAUGAUUAUUUGCCUAGAGGAAGAAGUUCUUCCGUUCAUUCCUUCUGCCUCUGAACACAUGCUUAAAGAUUGUGAAGCAAAAGAUCUUCAAGAAUUCAUUCCUCUUAUAAACCAAAUAACAGCUAAGUUUAAGACACAGGUUUCACCUUUCCUGCAACAGAUGUUUAUGCCACUACUUCAUGCUAUUUUUGAGGUGUUGCUCCUUCCAGCAGAAGAAAAUGACCAGUCUGCUGCUUUAGAAAAACAAAUGUUACGGAGGAGUUACUUUGCUUUUCUGCAGACAGUAACUGGCAGUGGAAUGAGUGAAGUCAUAGCUAAUCAAGGUGCAGAGAAUGUGGAACGUGUGUUGUUCACUGUCAUUCAAGGAGCAGUGGAUUACCCAGAUCCUAUUGCACAGAAGACUUGUUUUAUUAUUCUUUCUAAGUUGGUGGAGCUCUGGGGAGGUAAAGAUGGACCAGUAGGUUUUGCAGACUUUGUCUACAAGCACAUUGUUCCUGCAUGUUUCUUAGCACCUUUGAAGCAAACGUUUGACUUGGCAGAUGCCCAGACAGUGCUGGCUUUAUCAGAAUGUGCAGUGACGUUAAAAACAAUUCAUCUCAAAAGGGGUCCUGAGUGCAUUCAGUAUCUUCAGCAAGAGUAUUUGCCUUCUUUGCAAGUAGCUCCUGAGAUAAUCCAGGAAUUCUGUCAAGCACUUCAGCAGCCUGAUGCUAAAGUUUUUAAAAAUUACUUAAAGGUGUUUUUCCAGCGAGCCAAGCCCUAAGGAAAGUACUGGAAUCUCAUGUACCUGUUUCCAUAAUGCAGAACUCUGGUUGUUAAUUUAUAAAAAUGCUAACUUGUGCCAUUCAAACUGGUUUUGUUUUUAAGAAAUGUUGCUUUGUGCUCACAUCAGUAUGUACUUUAACCUUCCGCAAAAAAGAAAUGCAAAUUCCCCACCUGAGUCUCAGACAUGAAGGUAUGUGACAACAUGAAAAAUUAUCUGUAUACACAAACUUUUAUUAUGUAUAGGAUGAGCUAAGCUUACACUGUAACACAUACAGCAAGGAAAUGACACUUAUUUUUUAAAUUAAAUGAAUUAAAUGUAAAAAUACCUUCAGACCAUAGCAAUGGUUAUUAAAAUGUGUACAUUUUUGAUACGGAGUAAAAUGUUUUAAUAAGACAUAAAAUUCAUUUGUUCAUGUAUGGUGACAUGAAAAUAAAACAAUCAAAGUCCUUCUUGUAGAUAGUCAUUUUAUUGAAGUUGUCUUAAUGAUAAAAUAUAUAUAUACCUCCUAUAAAACAGAUUGGUGUAAUAAAUGAUUUCACUUAAAAGUAGCAUCUGGUUCUAUCUUUUUUUUAUAAAAACAAUAAAAUUUGAUGCAGUGAAAUGUCUGUCUUAAGUCUCUCUGAAUCAUUUGAGCUUUAUCUGUAGAAGCUACAGCAUUCUUGACUCUUCUGGCUGUUACAUCUGAGUGGAACCUGGCAAUUUUUCUGGUGCUUAGGUAAUAAAUUAUAUUGCUCCCUUGCAUGUGGAAGAUGCUGGCAGAAAGAAUUGCAUUCACUGCAAUAUUUCAGUAGCAUGAAUGGUCUAUACAGUGAUUUUUAGUAGAAUGCUGCUACUUUGAUUUUUUAAAUUCUGUAACAUGACAGGUUUUUAUAACUAUCUCAUAGGGGCAGGGGAAAGUUUAAAUCUUGUAAUGCAUGGGAUUUAUAAUACUUUCCUCCUGAACUAAUGUGCAUAGUUAAAAGCUGACUUAGCUCUAGUGUAAUCAGAUGAGCAUUUUUCCUAGACUCUAGUGGCUUGUUCUUCAUUCACUUUAAUUGAAAAAUAAAUGGGAAGGUGGGUCAGAAGCAGCUCCAGGAUCAGAGCAUGGUGAUGUUUUGAACAUACUGCCAUUUUCAUUUUUCACUGAGGGAAGAAAGUAGCUUUACUACCUUCAAUAGGACAGUAUUACUUUUGUAAGAUUUUGUUCCUGAUUUAUAUGUGUUUAAUCAAAAGUUUCUUGUUAAUUGAUUUGUUGUAUCAGAAAAUGAGUGCUUGUUGUGCUGUUCAUAUUUCCUAGCUUCACAGUACUGUUUCCCUCCCUUUGCUGCCAUACCAAUGCUCCAUUUCAUUUUCUCCCAUAGCACUAGAAGCUUUCCCUCUCUGACUUGGUGCUUUCCAGAUGUUGCUGUUCUCCUGCACCUCCCCAGCAUGAAGGCUGCACCCCUGACACUGCAACUAUGGCUGAGGAUUUGCUGUCAGUCUUCUGUGUCUGUCUGGGCCUCCUCCCCCACAGUUACAGCAGAUUAUGUGAAGUGAACAAUAAAGCUUUUUGUGUUUGA